CUUUUGCGGUGACAUUAUAAAAGCUCAGCCGGAAAAUAACACCUUCUCAGUGAAGCUUAGAUAAAGUAACAUGUGACUAUGACAACAUAUACUGAUAAAGGGCCUAGGCCCACAAAUGGAAGGUUCCUUGCAUUUGAUUAUCUCCAAUUCUAUGUUGGCAACGCUAAACAGGCUGCUAGCUACUACGUAACAAGACUAGGUUUCAAACCCAUCGCUUAUAAAGGGUUAGAAACGGGAGAAAGACAAUACGCUUCUCACGUUGUUCAACAAAACAAGAUAAUAUUCGUUUUUACGUCUGCCUAUGGCUCAGGCGACGAAGAAUUUAACAAUCAUGUUGUGAAACAUGGAGACGGAGUUAGAACUGUGGCGUUUGCUGUUGAAAACCUUGAAGGAAUUGUGAAAAGAGCCAAAGAACAAGGAGCCGAAAUAGUUAAAGAUAUCUGGGAGGAAUCCGAUUUUCAAGGAAUAGUUCGUUUUGCUACCAUUCGUACUUAUGGAGAUACAGUGCACACAUUCGUCGACAGAUCUCUUUAUACUGGACCAUUCUUACCUGGUUUCGUGUCUGUUUCAGAUGAUUCCUUAGGAAAAAGCUUGCCACCAGGGAAGCUAGAUUUCAUCGAUCAUGUAGUUGGAAAUCAACCCGACGGGGAAAUGGAAUCCGUUGCAAAAUGGUAUGAAAACGUUCUACAGUUUCAUAGAUUUUGGUCUGUGGACGACUCGCAGUUGCACACGGAAUAUUCAGCACUAAGAAGUAUUGUAAUGGCAAACUGGGAAGAAAAUGUCAAGCUGCCUAUAAAUGAACCCGCAGACGGAAAGAAGAAAAGUCAGAUUGAAGAGUAUGUUGAUUAUUAUGAAGGAGCAGGUGUACAACAUAUUGCUUUAAAUACUCAAGAUAUUAUUUCUUCGGUAGAGAACCUGAAGUCACGUGGAAUAGAUUUUCUGCAGGUGCCAGAUUCUUAUUACGACAUUUUACGAAAGAAAUUGGCGAACAGCAAAGUCAGGAUUGAUGAAGAGAUGGAUAUUUUACAGAAACUAAAAAUUCUUAUCGACUAUGACGAAAACGGAUACUUGCUCCAGAUUUUUACUAAAAACAUGCAAGAUCGCCCCACGCUGUUUCUGGAAGUAAUUCAAAGGAAAAAUCAUAAUGGUUUCGGAGCUGGCAAUUUCAAAGCUCUUUUUGAAGCAAUUGAAAUGGAACAAGCCAAGCGUGGAAAUCUGUAAACUACAUUUUCCAUUUUAAGAUAAUUAAAAUUAGAUUUUUUAUUAGUGUUAUCAAAUUUUUAUUUCUUUUUAUUAAAACUAGAGUUUAUUUUUUUAUUUUAGUUUUGUAGCUUUAUGUAAUUGCUUUUGGUGUUAAGUUAGGAUUAAGUUAAAGCCAACAAAAUAUGUCUAGGUAAAACAACAUGCCGAGUCAAAUUAAGAUUAGAUUUAAGAAAAAUACAUAAAUAUAUUUUGUAAUAGUUUAAGAUUUAUUGAUAUAAAAAGUAAUAAUAUAAUGGUUUUUUAUCUAGUUUGAUCCAUAGAAUAUUUUAGGUUAUAUAAUAUACAUCUU
Sitophilus oryzae (rice weevil) is the source of this 1552-nucleotide messenger RNA. Its product is annotated as 4-hydroxyphenylpyruvate dioxygenase. The coding region runs from base 79 to 1221 and encodes 380 amino acids. Gene Ontology annotation, cellular component: endoplasmic reticulum membrane; Golgi membrane. The record is from RefSeq and is a predicted model, not a curated record. Lineage: Eukaryota; Metazoa; Arthropoda; Insecta; Coleoptera; Curculionidae. Gene Ontology annotation, biological process: L-tyrosine catabolic process. The transcript is spliced from 11 exons. Gene Ontology annotation, molecular function: 4-hydroxyphenylpyruvate dioxygenase activity.